Molecule: messenger RNA, 1448 nt
Organism: Saimiri boliviensis boliviensis (Bolivian squirrel monkey)
Lineage: Eukaryota; Metazoa; Chordata; Mammalia; Primates; Cebidae
Gene: P2RY12
Product: purinergic receptor P2Y12
Biological process (GO): blood coagulation; G protein-coupled receptor signaling pathway
Cellular component (GO): membrane
Molecular function (GO): G protein-coupled purinergic nucleotide receptor activity
Source: RefSeq, a predicted model, not a curated record
ACUGUUGUUACACAACAAACAUCAUAGUGCUGAAAUGACAACAAUCCAGGAUAGCGAUCACAAUCAGAAGGCAGGAGCUGCAGAACAGAACACUUUCUCAUGUCCAGGGUCAGAUUACAAGAACACUCAAGACUUUACUGAUGAAAACUCAGGAAAUUCUCUGUCACAAAAAGGUCUGGCAACUAAACUAAGACAUUAAAAGGAAAAUACCAGAUGCCACUCUGCAGGCUGCAAUAACUACUAUUUUACUGGAUACAUUCAAAUCCUCCAGAAUAACACAGUAAUCAGGUAACAAAGAAGAAAUGCAAGCCAUCGACAACCUCACCUCUGUGCCUGGGAACACCAGUCUGUGCACCAGAGAUUACAAAAUCACCCAGGUCCUCUUCCCACUGCUCUACACCGUCCUGUUUUUUGUCGGACUCAUCACAAAUAGCCUAGCGAUGAGGAUUUUCUUUCAAAUCCGGAGUAAAUCAAACUUUAUUAUUUUUCUCAAGAACACAGUUAUUUCUGAUCUUCUUAUGAUUCUGACUUUUCCCUUCAAAAUUCUUAGUGAUGCCAAACUGGGAACAGGACCACUGAGAACCUUUGUGUGUCAAGUUACCUCCGUCAUAUUUUAUUUUACAAUGUAUAUCAGCAUUUCAUUCCUAGGACUGAUAACCAUCGAUCGCUACCAGAAGACCACCAGGCCAUUUAAAACAUCCAACCCCAAAAAUCUCUUGGGGGCUAAGAUUCUCUCUGUUGUCAUCUGGGCAUUCAUGUUCUUACUCUCUUUGCCUAACAUGAUUCUGACCAACAGGCGGCCAAGAGACAAGAAUGUGCAGAAAUGCUCUUUCCUUAAAUCAGAGUUUGGUCUAGUCUGGCAUGAAAUAGUCAAUUACAUCUGUCAAGUCAUUUUCUGGAUUAAUUUCUUAAUUGUCAUUGUAUGUUAUACACUCAUUACAAACGAACUAUACCGGUCAUAUGUAAGAACAAGGGGUGUAGGUAAAGUCCCCAGGAAAAAGGUGAACGUUAAAGUUUUCAUUAUCAUUGCUGUAUUCUUUAUUUGUUUCGUUCCUUUCCAUUUUGCCCGAAUUCCUUACACCCUGAGCCAAACCCGGGAUGUCUUUGACUGCGCCGCUGAAAAUACUCUGUUCUAUGUGAAAGAGAGCACUCUGUGGUUAACUUCCUUAAAUGCAUGCCUGGAUCCAUUCAUCUAUUUUUUCCUUUGCAAGUCCUUCAGAAAUUCCUUGACAAGUAUGCUGAAGUGCCCCAAUUCACCAGCAUCUUUAUCCCAGAACAACAGGGAAAAAAACCAGCAUGGUGGUGACCUAAAUGAAGAGACUCCAAUGUAAACAAAUUAACUGAGAAAAUAUUUCAAUCUCUCGGUGUUCAGAACUCAUUAAAGCAAAGCGCUAUGUAAAAAUAUUAACUGACGAAGAAGCAACUGAGUUAAUAACAAUGACUCUUAA